Cladophialophora yegresii CBS 114405 is the source of this 1833-nucleotide messenger RNA. RefSeq lists its product as uncharacterized. The coding region runs from base 1 to 1833 and encodes 610 amino acids. NCBI's taxonomy places the organism in Eukaryota, Fungi, Ascomycota, Eurotiomycetes, Chaetothyriales, Herpotrichiellaceae. The record is from RefSeq and is a predicted model, not a curated record. Gene Ontology annotation, molecular function: oxidoreductase activity. The transcript is spliced from 6 exons.
AUGCAUCUCACCUUUGCGCGCAGCGGGCGCUCCCCAUUCGUUCUUUUCUUCCUCUUCCUUCUCGUUGAUUGUUCAACCGCUUUUCGGAUCACGGGUGCUCCUGGAGGGUUCGGCUCUAACGGUGAACGGCCCCUGAGAUAUGAGAUACACGACUUCGCGAAUCCGGGGCCAGCUUUCGACUUGUACAUCCUCGCUCUGAGGGAUUUCCAACUUCUGAACCAAACUGAUCCACUCUCUUACUUUCAGAUUGCAGGAAUUCAUGGGUUUCCCCGGGUCUCGUGGGACGGAGUCGCAGGCAGUGGUGGCUAUCCUGGAUUCUGCAUGCAUGCUUCUACUCCGUUUCCCACCUGGCAUAGACCCUAUUUGGCAUUGUACGAGCAACUCAUCUGGCAGCACGCUCAGAAUAUUGCGCGUACUUAUCCCGACGACCAACGCGAGCAAUAUGUGAACGCCUCCGUCACUUUGCGGCAUCCGUAUUGGGAUUGGGCGGUCCAUCCAGCGUUGCCAGAUGUUGUCGCCGAACCCCGAAUCACGGUGAACACGCCUAUAGGGUGGCGGACAAUGGACAAUCCACUUUACCAAUACGUCUUCCAAUCCAAUGCUGCAGGGAACGGCUUUCCCCUUUCCGACCCGAUGGCCAACUUUUCGCGAACUGUCCGCUGGUGGGACCAGACAACCAAGUCGAGCAAUCAGAGUGCAGCAACUGCAGCAUUACUUGCCAAUGCUGCUUCGAUUCAAUCACUGGUGUAUCAGAUGUUUACAGCCUUGACAGACUAUACCGCAUUCUCCUGUACUUGGCCUGGCGGUCAACAGAAUACUGGUAACAAUAUCGAAACCAUUCACAACAGCAUCCACAACAGCAUUGGAGGAUAUGGUCACAUGCAAUUUCCAGAGGUUGCAGGGUUUGAUCCUGUCUUUUACCUGCAUCACGCCAACGUUGAUCGUCUGUUUGCCAUGUGGCAAGCGCUGUAUCCGGACAGCUACAUGGAGCCCACCGUUAAUGCAUACGGGUCGUACUACGAGCCUGUUGGGUUUGUCGAUACGGCGGCUACCGCUCUUGCUCCAUUUCAUUCUGACGAUGGAAGCACAAUGUUUACCUCCCACGAUGUCCGCAGCACUGCAACGUUUGGCUACAGCUACCCUGAGCUCCCUGACUGGGAAUUGAACCCGGAUCAAUUAGCCGCGCACGUACGGGCAAUAGUCAAUUCACUCUACGGCCCCUCCACCAACAGCACUGUCCGGCGUGCGUCAGAGGAAAUCAAAAGUAGGUCCACGAACAUCGCAGAUUCCUUCGGUAAUAUCUCGCUCGACCUCGCACGACAUCUCAAUGUGAACAACCUCAAUACACAGUGGUCUAUCACCGUCCUGGUCGACCGCUUCCCGCUGGACACAAGCUUCUCUAUUGAUUUCUUCAUGGGUGAUGCUCCCCACGAAGUCUCUCAGUGGCCAACAGCUGCAAAUUUGAUUGGGACGUAUGCCCAAUUCAAUCCUGCCAACGUGACAUUGUUUCAUCCAAAUGGAUUUCCUGAAGGACAAGUGCGUGGAGAGAUUCCUAUGACACAUACCUUGGCGGUAGGUGUGUCUAGAGGUGUGCUUCGAGACCUUUCGCCGCAAUCUGUGGUCCCGCUAUUGCAGAAAGCUCUGACAUGGAAAGUUCGCACUCCUGCAGGCGAGGAGGUGCCAGUCACAGCGCUUUCCGGACUCUCACUAUCAGUCUCAACACGACCAGUUGUACCUCGAACGGCGAGAAAUCGUUUUCCGCAGUACGGUGCCGUGCAAUGGCUUGACUCGGUUACGGAGGGGAAACCCUGUGGGGCAGGGCGUGCGCAUUGA